Molecule: messenger RNA, 1788 nt
Organism: Chanos chanos (milkfish)
Lineage: Eukaryota; Metazoa; Chordata; Actinopteri; Gonorynchiformes; Chanidae
Gene: sc5d
Product: sterol-C5-desaturase
Exons: 5
Coding region: 96-992 (298 amino acids)
Biological process (GO): lipid biosynthetic process
Molecular function (GO): iron ion binding; oxidoreductase activity
Source: RefSeq, a predicted model, not a curated record
UCGUAAUAUCGGCCUGCUUCCCUGAACCUGUGGACUUCCAUUAGUUCAGUACCAAAGGGUGGACAUUAAAGAACAACGACUGAACAGACUCCAAGAUGGAUCUUGUGCUCAACGUUGCUGAUCAUUACUUUUUCACACCCUACGUUUACCCCUCUUCAUGGCCAGAAGAUGAACCUCUCCGUCAAAUCAUUGGUCUGCUGAUCCUGACCAAUCUUGGGGCCACUGUCCUGUACUUGGGCUUGGGUGCUCUCAGUUAUUAUUUCAUCUUUGAUCACACACUAAUGAAACACCCACAGUUUCUGGAGAACCAAGUGUGUCGAGAAAUAAAGUAUGCUCUGGGCUCUUUGCCAUGGAUCAGUAUACCCACCGUAGCUCUGUUCUUCGCCGAGGUUCGAGGAUACAGCAAACUGUACGACAACGUCGGUGAAUCUCCGCUGGGAUGGAGUGGUCUGAUUUUCAGCAUGGUGUCUUUCCUCUUCUUUACUGACAUGUGCAUUUACUGGAUUCACCGAUUCCUCCAUCACAAACUCAUUUACAAGCAUUUUCAUAAGCCUCAUCAUGUGUGGAAAAUUACCACUCCAUUCGCCAGCCAUGCCUUCCACCCAGUGGACGGCUUUCUCCAAGGCCUGCCCUACCACAUCUACCCAUUCCUCUUUCCCCUGCACAAAGUCCUCUACCUGGUCCUCUACAUCUUCGUCAACAUCUGGACCAUAUCCAUCCAUGAUGGAGACUACAGAGUUCCCAUCCUGCUGGAGAAAGUCAUCAACGGUUCUGCACAUCACACAGACCAUCACCUCUUCUUCGACUACAACUAUGGCCAGUAUUUCACCCUGUGGGACCGCCUCGGAGGCUCCUACCGACACCCCUCAGCGCUCAUGGGGAAGGGACCCCUCGACCUGGUGAAGAAACUUACACAAGAGGGCAAGCUGGCUAAAAAUGGACACACAAACGGACACCAGAAUGGAGCUGCCACGCGGGACAAAAAUGAAUAGAUCUUCCUGUUCUUUCAUCACAAGUGUAAUUUCACACUAGAACUGAUGGAGGUAACAUUUCACAAAUACUUUCACUGGCUGAUCUUUGUCUUGUUGGACUGUGAGUUAUAAAGAUGUCAAACUCCUUUGGUUCCACAGCAUUAUUGGGGAAUAUGAAAGUGAAAACCCUGAUUACUGAGAGAAUACUGGUGUACCAGCAUACUGAUAAAUUAAUUAAAAACAACCACAAAGUCUGCCAAAUAUAAACAUUUGCCAAUAUACACUGUUUGUAAUUUACUCUUCCUGAACAGCAAUAACAAUAAUUCAUAUGCGUAGGUGUGGUCAUAGAUUAUAUUUUUAUGUCACUAAAAACAAGACACAAAACCAAACAAAACAACCCUGACCAGUUCAAAAGAGUGUCACUCUGUGAUGCGUCACUCUGUGUUUUUCUCUUAAUGGUCUGAGUGAUUUGCUGCUGUUUUCCUCUUUCUUGUUUCUAGAUUUCAUCAAAGGCAACAAAGUAACAUCGAUGUAGCAGUCUUUUCCUCAUGCUGUUGCUAUGUGUGUUCUCAAAGCCAACUUUGCUUUUGUUUGAAUCUGACUUUGCUGAAUUUAUUGGGGCCUUUUGACAGACUGUUGUUUGUUUUGAAGGCUGGUUUUGAUCCCUUCCAGUGUAACAGGAGAAUAUGUUGACCUGGAGAGAGAUGUGCUUAUGGAAAUGUUUGAGUGGUUUCAUUGCAUGUCAGCGAGCUUUCAUUCCGCUCUCAUGUACAACUAAACUCUAGUGCAAUAAAAUUUGAUUUGACUUUAUCAUAAA